GACGAAAACCUUUCAUUUGAGAACACUAUACCCCAGUUUCCCUCAAUCAAUUCUCUUCUCCAAGUACGACAAACCAUAACUGCCCCAAGCAAGCAAUUUAAGUAUCAAAACACCUGUUUCUUGACCUCGGUCCGAAGAUAACACAACAGCCCGAGCAAGGCAUGCCGUCAUUUUAAUUCACUUACUUUCCUUAUUUCGAGGUCGAUUUUCUUCGUUCGAAAUUGAAAAUGGACUAACAUUGGAUUUCUGAAUACAAUAUGCCUUUGAAAACGUGAUUAAAUAUCGAAUACAAUAAUUUCAUUCCGAAGGUCCUACUACAGGCAGAGAAGUCUUACGUAAUAGCACAGCUGUUGUUUAUCAUUUCGUCCUUGGCUCAACGCUCAUAAUCUGGCCUGUGGAGGUAAAAUUGAGACAGCGAGGAGUACCUGGCCUAGCGGGGUUGAUCAGGCGGGUGUUUCAUAAAGCUGUUCGUAAAUAAAGAGCGACUGGUGAUCCUGUCUUGCGGUAAAUGGUACACACCAUUGGCGAUGAUUUAGCGCGCGAGAAAGGAUAACCAGUCGUUCUACAAGUCGCUCUUAACUUACGAGCAGCUUUAUGAAACGGCCCCCUGGGCUUGGAAAUGAUUUUGGGAUUUACAAACGCAAAAUGGGGUAUAGAACCGCAGUUUGCAACCUGAACUGCGGUCUUUCUCCAAACGGGGGUUUGACGUAAUGGGUGACCAUACAUUGUACUUUUCCAGAUAUGUAAGCAUUUUGCUACAUCUUGGUAUCCUUUUGUAAGACUUGUGAGGAUUAUCUUGAGACCAGCCUUUAUUUUAACGAAACUAGGAUAUACUUGGAUAUAAUUAACAUCAGAAUUUUUUAAUAAUCAAAACCUAAAUGAUACUAUGGUAAUUUUCUAUUCUAAUUGCCAUUUUGUUGUAGUUGACAACACUCCACCGAUUAUUCAAAACUGCCCCCCUCAACUCAGUGAAGAAAUUGGCUUUGGUGCUACAUCUGGUGUGGUUUCAUGGCCAAUUGUAUUUGCAUCUGACAAUUCUGGUCAAGUUGAGGUCUUGAGACGUUCUCAUAACAACGGGGAUAUCUUCCCCUUAGGCACCGCAGCUGUUACGAUUGAGUUCUCAGAUCCUUCAGGCAAUACAGCUCUGUGUUCCUUCUCGGUCACUGUAACAGCACAAGUUGACAACAUACCACCUGUUGUAAAUUGCCCUCCGGACGUUACUCAAACAGUUGAAUUAGGCACUCCUUCCAGACAAGUAUUCUUUGAUACUCCCACGGUUAGUGAUAAUUCUGGAAGCUUCAGCCUUGUACAAGCAAGUCAUCAAUCUGGAAAUAGCUUUACUACAGGAGCAACAAUAGUCACGUACACCUAUACUGAUGGAAGCGGAAAUACAGCUUCUUGCUCAUUUCGAAUCACCAUUAAUGCUGUUGAUAACAUACCACCUGUUGUAAAUUGCCCUGCGGACGUUACUCAAACAGUUGAAUUAGGCACUUCUUCCAGACAAGUAUUCUUUGACGUUCCCAAUGUUAGUGAUAAUUCUGGAAGCUUCAGCCUUGUACAAGCAAGUCAUCAACCUGGAGCUAGCUUUACUACAGGAUCAACAGCAGUCACCUACACCUAUACUGAUGGAAGCCAAAAUUCAGCUUCUUGCUCAUUCCUCGUCAACAUUAUUGCUGUGGAUCGUGUACCUCCACAAGUAACAUGCCCGCCUGAUGAAGUAUAUAACGUUGAAGUGCCAUUGAGUGGUAGAACAGUUAAUUUUGGCACCGCAACAGCAACUGACCUUUCUACUGUAUCUCUGGUCAGUGUUACACCUCAGACUGGAACUUUCUUUUCCACGGGAUCAACUACAGUGACAUACACUUACAGAGAUGCCAGCAACAAUGAGGCUUCUUGCACUUUCUUGGUCAUUGUUAAUCCAGUUGACAACACUCCACCGAUUAUUCAAAACUGCCCUUCUCAACUCAGUGAAGAAAUUGGCUUUGGUGCUACAUCUGGUGUGGUUUCAUGGCCAAUUGUAUUUGCAUCUGACAAUUCUGGUCAAGUUGAGGUCUUGAGACGUUCUCAUAACAACGGGGAUAUCUUCCCCUUAGGCACCGCAGCUGUUACGAUUGAGUUCUCAGAUCCUUCAGGCAAUACAGCUCUGUGUUCCUUCUCGGUCACUGUAACAGCACAAGUUGACAACAUACCACCUGUUGUAAAUUGCCCUCCGGACGUUACUCAAACAGUUGAAUUAGGCACUUCUUCCAGACAAGUAUUCUUUGAUACUCCCACGGUUAGUGAUAAUUCUGGAAGCUUCAGCCUUGUACAAGCAAGUCAUCAAUCUGGAAAUAGCUUUACUACAGGAGCAACAAUAGUCACGUACACCUAUACUGAUGGAAGCGGAAAUACAGCUUCUUGCUCAUUUCGAAUCACCAUUAAUGCUGUUGAUAACAUACCACCUGUUGUAAAUUGCCCUGCGGACGUUACUCAAACAGUUGAAUUAGGCACUUCUUCCAGACAAGUAUUCUUUGACGUUCCCAAUGUUAGUGAUAAUUCUGGAAGCUUCAGCCUUGUACAAGCAAGUCAUCAACCUGGAGCUAGCUUUACUACAGGAUCAACAGCAGUCACCUACACCUAUACUGAUGGAAGCCAAAAUUCAGCUUCUUGCUCAUUCCUCGUCAACAUUAUUGCUGUGGAUCGUGUACCUCCACAAGUAACAUGCCCGCCUGAUGAAGUAUAUAACGUUGAAGUGCCAUUGAGUGGUAGAACAGUUAAUUUUGGCACCGCAACAGCAACUGACCUUUCUACUGUAUCUCUGGUCAGUGUUACACCUCAGACUGGAACUUUCUUUUCCACGGGAUCAACUACAGUGACAUACACUUACAGAGAUGCCAGCAACAAUGAGGCUUCUUGCACUUUCUUGGUCAUUGUUAAUCCAGUUGACAACACUCCACCGAUUAUUCAAAACUGCCCCCCUCAACUCAGUGAAGAAAUUGGCUUUGGUGCUACAUCUGGUGUGGUUUCAUGGCCAAUUGUAUUUGCAUCUGACAAUUCUGGUCAAGUUGAGGUCUUGAGACGUUCUCAUAACAACGGGGAUAUCUUCCCCUUAGGCACCGCAGCUGUUACGAUUGAGUUCUCAGAUCCUUCAGGCAAUACAGCUCUGUGUUCCUUCUCUGUCACUGUAACAGCACAAGUUGACAACAUACCACCUGUUGUAAAUUGCCCUCCGGACGUUACUCAAACAGUUGAAUUAGGCACUCCUUCCAGACAAGUAUUCUUUGAUACUCCCACGGUUAGUGAUAAUUCUGGAAGCUUCAGCCUUGUACAAGCAAGUCAUCAAUCUGGAAAUAGCUUUACUACAGGAGCAACAAUAGUCACGUACACCUAUACUGAUGGAAGCGGAAAUACAGCUUCUUGCUCAUUUCGAAUCACCAUUAAUGCUGUUGAUAACAUACCACCUGUUGUAAAUUGCCCUGCGGACGUUACUCAAACAGUUGAAUUAGGCACUUCUUCCAGACAAGUAUUCUUUGACGUUCCCAAUGUUAGUGAUAAUUCUGGAAGCUUCAGCCUUGUACAAGCAAGUCAUCAACCUGGAGCUAGCUUUACUACAGGAUCAACAGCAGUCACCUACACCUAUACUGAUGGAAGCCAAAAUUCAGCUUCUUGCUCAUUCCUCGUCAACAUUAUUGCUGUGGAUCGUGUACCUCCACAAGUAACAUGCCCGCCUGAUGAAGUAUAUAACGUUGAAGUGCCAUUGAGUGGUAGAACAGUUAAUUUUGGCACCGCAACAGCAACUGACCUUUCUACUGUAUCUCUGGUCAGUGUUACACCUCAGACUGGAACUUUCUUCUCCACGGGAUCAACUACAGUGACAUACACUUACAGAGAUGCCAGCAACAAUGAGGCUUCCUGCACUUUCUCUGUCAUUGUUAAUCCAGUGGACACCACUCCACCGGUUAUUCAAAACUGCCCUUCUCAACUCAGUGAAGAAAUUGGCUUUGGUGCUACAUCUGGUGUGGUUGCAUGGCCAAUUGUAUUUGCAUCUGACAAUUCUGGUCAAGUUGAGGUCUUGAGACGUUCUCAUAACAACGGGGAUAUCUUCCCCUUAGGCACCGCAGCUGUUACGAUUGAGUUCUCAGAUCCUUCUGGCAAUACAGCUCUGUGUUCCUUCUCGGUCACUGUAACAGCACAAGUUGACAACAUACCACCUGUUGUAAAUUGCCCUCCGGACGUUACUCAAACAGUUGAAUUAGGCACUUCUUCCAGACAAGUAUUCUUUGAUACUCCCACGGUUAGUGAUAAUUCUGGAAGCUUCAGCCUUGUACAAGCAAGUCAUCAAUCUGGAAAUAGCUUUACUACAGGAGCAACAAUAGUCACGUACACCUAUACUGAUGGAAGCGGAAAUACAGCUUCUUGCUCAUUUCGAAUCACCAUUAAUGCUGUGGAUCGUGUACCUCCACAAGUAACAUGUCCGCCUGAUGAAGUAUAUAACGUUGAAGUGCCAUUGAGUGGUAGAACAGUUACUUUUGGCACCGCAACAGCAACUGACCUUUCUACUGUAUCUCUGGUCAGUGUUACACCUCAGACUGGAACUUUCUUUUCCACGGGAUCAACUACAGUGACAUACACUUACAGAGAUGCCAGCAACAAUGAGGCUUCUUGCACUUUCUUGGUCAUUGUUAAUCCAGUUGACAACACUCCACCGGUUAUUCAAAACUGCCCCCCUCAACUCAGUGAAGAAAUUGGCUUUGGUGCAACAUCUGGUGUGGUUUCAUGGCCAAUUGUAUUUGCAUCCGAUAAUUCUGGUCAAGUUGAGGUUUCCAGUCGUUCGCGUAACAACGGGGAUAUCUUCCCCUUAGGCACCACAGCUGUUACGAUUGAGUUCUCAGAUCCUUCUGGCAAUACAGCUCUGUGUUCCUUCACGGUCACUGUAACAGCACAAGUUGACAACAUACCACCUGUUGUAAAUUGCCCUCCGGACGUUACUCAAACAGUUGAAUUAGGCACUUCUUCCAGACAAGUAUUCUUUGAUACUCCCACGGUUAGUGAUAAUUCUGGAAGCUUCAGCCUUGUACAAGCAAGUCAUCAAUCUGGAAAUAGCUUUACUACUGGAGCAACAAUAGUCACGUACACCUAUACUGAUGGAAGCGGAAAUACAGCUUCUUGCUCAUUUCGAAUCACCAUUAAUGCUGUGGAUCGUGUACCUCCACAAGUAACAUGUCCGCCUGAUGAAGUAUAUAACGUUGAAGUGCCAUUGAGUGGUAGAACAGUUAAUUUUGGCACCGCAACAGCAACUGACCUUUCUACUGUAUCUCUGGUCAGCGUUACACCUCAGACUGGAAGUUUCUUCUCCACGGGAUCAACUACAGUGACAUACACUUACAGAGAUGCCAGCAACAAUCAGGCUUCCUGCACUUUCUCUGUCAUUAUUAAUUCAGUUGAUACGACUAAUCCCCAGAUAGUGUGCCCGGAAGGGUUCACUGAGUCCUCUACUGUGGGUACAGGUGGGACAGUAGUUACCUGGAUCCCUGCCACAGCAACAGACAACUCCGGUUCUGUCACUGUCACCUCUGAUCGUGUUUCACCAAUGUUUUUUAACUUUGGAGAGACGAUUAUCACAUACACCGCAAGAGAUCCCUCUGGAAACAUUGCUAUUUGCUCAUUUACUAUUGUUCUGAUAGAAGUGGACAAUGAGCCGCCGUUGAUUCAAAACUGCCCUCCUUCGCCGCUCAACACAGUAAUCGACUUGGACCAAGUAGUUGCUCAGGUGUUCUGGCCACUUGUGCUGGCAACUGAUAAUUCGGGCAUCGAACCUGUUGUCAGCCGAUCGCAUUCCAGUGGGAGUUCAUUUCCUGAGGGUGCGACGACAGUCACAAUUGAAUUUACAGAUUCUGCUCUUAACACCGCCCAGUGUAUUUUUGUAGUCAAUGUCAUUCAGUCCGAUCCAGUCCCACCACUGAUAACAGGCUGUCCUGCAGACAUAGAAAGAUCCAUCUCGCUUGAGGCAACAGACACCCCAGUGUCUUGGAUGCCGCCAAGGGCAACAGAUAAUGAUGGCGAGAUCCCAGACUUAAUCAGUAACUUUAGCCCUGGAGCUCGAUUUUCUCCUGGAGUGUGGAAUGUCAUCUACACCUUUACAGAUACAGCAGGAAACACGCAGCAGUGCCAGUUUUCUAUUACUAUUUCAAGAGUGGAUGAUGUACCACCGAUAGUGACUUGCCCUGCAAGCAUUCAGCAGAUUGUAAUAGAAGGGUCCGCCGGUACGUACGUGACAUGGGACCCUCCAGUGGUAUCAGAUAACUCGGGCACAGUGGAGUUUGUAUCGUCCACCGCCAGUUCGGGUGAUCUGUUCGCCGUUGGACUCAGUUCAGUCACAUACACCUACUCAGAUCCUUCGGGCAACCAAGCCAGUUGCAGCUUCACAGUGACCGUUAUCACAGGUUCGCCGUGCAACCCGAAUCCCUGUCAAAAUGGUGGCCUAUGCGUUCCGACAGAUCUUACAAGCUACCAGUGUAUCUGCACAGAAUGCUUUACAGGGACUAAUUGUGAGACAAACCUCAAUGCAUGUGUCAACAAUUUCUGUGAGAACGGAGCAAUCUGCAUUCCAGAUCCGGGAUCAUGUACCGAUUACAGCUGCCAGUGCACCGAUUGCUUUACAGGAAGAUUCUGCAAUUUGCCGCUUGACUCGUGUGAGAACCAUCAGUGUCAGAACGGUGGAGGCUGUACAGUGGAUCCCCUGAACUGUGUACUCUACACCUGUACCUGCCCUCUAUGCUUUACUGGCCAAUUCUGUGAACAAGAGGUCAGUGCUUGUACUUUCAAUCUGUGUGCCAAUGGAGCAAACUGCAUUCCAGUUGGGACAAUCUGCACUGAGUAUAAAUGCUCCUGUCCUGGCUGUUACACCGGUGCUUACUGUAAUGAACUACGGGAUCCUUGCUUCAACAACCCAUGCAUGAACGGUGGCAUAUGCUCUGCUUUAAAUGAUGGAAACUGUUUCUCCUACACCUGCGAAUGUUUUGGGUGCAACACUGGCUACAAUUGUGAAAUCACGAUCCCGUCCCCUUGCUCUGGAAAUCCUUGUCAGAAUGGAGGAAACUGUCUGAGCAUUCAAGGACAGUGUGCUGCUUAUCAAUGCCAGUGCCCACCAAACUUUGGUGGUCUUCAUUGUGAAAAUGUGGUUACAACCAAUCCAAAUCCCUGCAAUAGUUUCCCCUGUCUGAAUGGGGCAGAGUGCCUUACUAUGGACAGCACGUUCUACACCUGUCUGUGCCGUUCUGGCUUCGCUGGUAUUGACUGCCAACAACCCACAUUACCUGGUAGCCAGGCAACUGAUCUCUGUUUGACUAACCCCUGCCAGAAUGGAGCGACCUGUGUGGCCAGUUACCACAGCAGUAAUCGUAACUUUUACCAGCCUCAGUAUUACUGUAUAUGCAACAAUGGCUUCACCGGAACAAACUGUCAGCAGCAGACAGCAUUCUCCCCGAAUGAAGACAUCUGCAACGUUGUACGACCUGAAAGACCUGACUGUCAGGGUGGCGCACCUUGCUACAACUCCUAUCAAAGCUUCACCAGUGAUGUUGACUACUACUGUGACUGCCCUAUCGGCCUCACUGGGCACAACUGUGAAACAAUUGCUCCAAACCCAUGUGAUAGCAAUCCCUGUCAGAAUGGAGGAAACUGUCUGCCCUUCAAGUUGUACUACACCUGCUCAUGCCCCCAGGGGUUCCUGGGAGAUCGUUGUCAAACCUCUACCGAUACAACGGUACCCGCCAUUUUGAACUGCCCUGCUGAUAUUGAGGUGCAAGUUGCAUUUGGUCAGACCAUGGCCUUUGCUACAUGGCAAGAACCUACAUCACCGGACGGCAACAGGGUCUUCCGUUCCGAUUCUCCAUCAACGCUCUUCCCACUGGGCACAACCUCUGUGUCCUAUGUCUUUGAGGAUGUCUCUGAGAAUAGGGCUUCUUGCACCUUCUUUGUUAUAGUAUCAGGUAAUGUGGUAGAUGACACUCCCCCAACAGUCUUUGGUUGCCCUGGAGACAUCACUGCCACCGUACCACUCGGCUCUCAGACCACAACGGCCAUUUGGCAGCUGCCCGGUGCUGCCGACAACAACGGUGCUGCCACACUCACGAGCAACUACAGCCCUGGGGAUGUCUUCCCAGCGGGGAUCACCGAAGUGGUGUAUGUUGCCACCGACUCUGCAGGACUGACUGCCAGGUGUUCAUUCAACGUCAUCGCGCUGUUGCCUGUUGAUGAAACCCCACCAGUGAUUGACAAUUGUCCCGAGGAGCGAUUUGCGACGCUGCCCGAUGGAAGUUCUACUGUCCCUGUGGUGUGGCCUGCACCUCAGGCAUCAGACAACUCUGGUCAGGUGACACUGUCGUCCAAUUACAACCCCGGUGCUUCAUUCCCACCCGGGCAAACUCUGGUCUUUUACGCUGCCAAGGACCCGUACGGACUCUUGACUUCGUGCACGUUCACCGUCUUUGUGUCUACCACAGGUGACACCAAUCCGCCUGUGAUCAGUGGGUGUCCCGAGAGUCAGUUUGUCACCGCACCCCCAGGAUCAUCCAGUGUUCCAGUGACCUGGAUACCACCUACUGCAACGGAUGACACUGGAAUCGUCACCAUCACUGGGGACUCUACCCCAGGAUCAUCCUUUCCUGUCGGCACAACCUCGGUCCGAUACGAGGCCCGGGACUCUUCUGGCCUUGUCUCCCGCUGCACUUUCCAAAUCUUUGUGACUGCAGAUGGAGGUAUGUCUCUCAAACUCAACGGCCGGCCCAUAUUCUCAAAAGAGGUUUCAAUCACUAUGCAGAUCUUCGUACAUAAUUAUGCUUCAUCACAUACACUAAUAAAAAUCAAAUUAAAUGCAGGCGUUUGGCAAAGGGCGCUAUAAGGCAAGUGUAAUAAUCAGGGGCGGAUCCAGGAUUUUCCAAAAGGGGAGGGCACAUUUUUCCGAUGAAAAAUUUGACAAGCAAAAAAAAAAGGUCUUCACUUUCAAAAGGGGGGCACACUUCCAUUUUAACGGCAUUUUUACAUUACAAAUUUUAAUUGUGGCUCUCAAAAGGGGGGGGGGGGCAUGGGCCGGCUUUGCCCCCCCCCCCCCUUGGAUCCACCAGUGGUAAUAAUAAAAGAAAUUGCAUACUAAAACUAUGGUUUUGUACCAGGGUACAGUUGAAAUUUCUUUCGAGAAUACGAGCCAACAUGCCAAAGUUUUUAGUGGCUAGUUUGUCCAGUCCUUAUGCACGGUAUUGCGUAACAACUGGGAUAUCACCCAGGGCUCCAUUGAAUAAAAUUUACCAUUAAUAAUACCGAUGUACUCAAUGAUAUAUACCAUGGUAACACUGCCCGACAGCCAAUCAAAUUCAAGUAUUCAAAAGAAGUUUUCAUCAUUCUGAAAGUUGCAGUAAUUCAACUUAGUUGUGGUAUAACUACGGAUAGCUGAUUGUGACACAAAUUUCUAGCAUUAUAAGUUCAAUUUACCAGCUCAUUUGAUACUCAAAUAAUUCAUAACUUUCUGGGACAAAUAACUAGUUUUCUUCAUCAUUAAAUCCAUGUUUAAAGAACACAGUAAACAUACAAUGUAAAAAAAAAUUCACCGUUUUGGCUACCCCCAAUUCAGGCUCAAAGGUAGAUCAUGUUAGUCCUAAGUAGAACCUAGACUUCAGAAUAAAGGCCGCUGAAAGUCAGAUGGUUUCCAGCUUCUUUGAAUUGGUAUUUAUAUUAAUUAAAUUACCCUUAAGUGUAUAUGAAGCAUUACAUCAUAUAUAAAUUCAAUCAAGCUUGAUAAGUCUGGUCGGAAGCUUUGAAAAUUACAUUUAAGAUGUUCAACGAUACAGAAUAUGGAAGCUAUACAAUCUUGCAAGAUUGGAUGCUUGCUGGCCGUGUGCUUAGGGCCCUGUUUUACGUAGAGUUACGAUUACUCCUAUAGACCUCAACUGUAUGGAAAUCUAUCAGUGUCAUAAGUUUGUGUCCAGAAAAUUUGCUUGAAGUCCUUUGCAAAUAAAGAGAAGCACACUAAAUUUUUAAGAAAACAAUGUAUGAAUAUUCAGCAUAUCUAGGAAAUAUUUUGAACAAAACAUGCAAUUUAGAUAUUGAUGUUGAUGGCUUUCCAUAGUUGUGGUUGAUUUGAUAUAUCGCAACUCUUUUUAAGAUGGGGCCCAGGGGGCUGUUUCAUAAAGCUAUUUGUAAGUUAAAGGAAACUUUAAGAACGACUGGUGAACCUUUCUUGCGCUCUAAACCAUCGCCAAUUUAUUAAACCAUUUACCAAAAGAAAGGAUCGCCAGUCGUUCUUAAAGCUGCUCUUAUCUUAUGAACAGCUUUAUGAAACACCCACCUGAUCAUGCCAUAGAUCAUGAACUUGUUUAUAAGUCUUACCUCAUUUCUUUUAUUCUUACUUCAUUUCAUUAAUUGCUCAAGCCAUUGUAAUUUGAAAGUAUUACACCCUUUCAAUGUGAAUGAGAAAAACUAUGUGUCCCUUUAAUUCUUUAAACUUGAAUGUUAUUCAUUGUUUGAACUCCAUUCCUGUGGUGACAUUUCUCACAGUGCCAUCUCAACUAGUCCAGACAGUUUGAAAUGUCACAUGGAAGUCAUUUUCACUCAAUCAUUCAAAUUCAUAUUUUUUUUUAAAUCAUUAAAAACAUCAAAUUGUACAAUCAUAUAAAAAAAAAUAUUAUUACAAGAAAAGCAAGACAAAAAAGAGUUAGCAAUAGAAAUAAGAAGCCUCCAAAAUUUACAGUAAUUAUACAUACAUAGGAGGAUCCAGGGGGGGCCCGGGCCCCCCCCCCCCCCCCUAUUGGCGGAGC
Lytechinus pictus (painted urchin) is the source of this 10790-nucleotide messenger RNA. Its product is annotated as mucin-17-like. The coding region runs from base 887 to 8881 and encodes 2664 amino acids. Gene Ontology annotation, molecular function: calcium ion binding. NCBI's taxonomy places the organism in Eukaryota, Metazoa, Echinodermata, Echinoidea, Temnopleuroida, Toxopneustidae. The transcript has 36 exons. The record is from RefSeq and is a predicted model, not a curated record.